AUGGCCACCGGCUUAGAGGCCCUUGGCGCUGCCAGCGCUGUUAUCCAGUUGAUCUCGUUUGCCGGGAGCCUCGUCUCCCUGAGCUUUAAGAUUUAUGAUGGCGUACCUACGCCCGAGAACGAGCUUGAGGAGUACUCGACCAAGAUGAUGGAGGCGGCCCGUUCCGUUCAGGCUCGUGGCAAGCAAGUGGCUCAGGGAACCCAGGUCGGCGACAAACUAUCGAAAGUCUCACAGGAGUGCAUCGAUGCAGCCACAGAGCUGAGGAAAGAGGCUCAAACCCUUACCAAGCGAUACCAAAAGGGCAAAAUGUUCAAGGCUGUCUAUUCUGCUCUCCGCGCGGAAAGCCAUAAGACCAAGCUCAAUCAGUUGAAAGAAUCGCUCGAGAAAUGCAAGGAACUGAUGGAAACAGAGCUGCUAUUGAAGAUAUGCGACCAGGACACUGCCAUAGCACAACAACAGUCCCAAGGAUUCCGAAGUCUGGAGGUUGAUGUCAAGAACCUCAUUCUCAAGAUUGCCGAAGGUUAUACCAGGGUAGAGCAACUGGUUUCCAUCGAAGCCCAAGCCACACGGGAUGCCAUCAACACUCACGUUACCUCCGAGUUCAAGGCUUUGGGCAUCAAGAAUAUUUCGGACAACCAGCGUCAAAGACUCUUGAAAAGCCUCAAGCCGGAAGAAAUCAGAGAAAGAUAUAACGCCGUGCUGCCAUCAUCGGAUGCUUGUUUCGAAAGAGUCUUUGCUUCAUAUGAACGUGUUUGUCGCAACGACCCCGGAUACAGAGCCUGGAAAGGGCACGAGCAAGCAUUCGACAAUGACAGCGAGAACGACAGCGAGAAUGAAAUGUCGGAAGAGGGGUCUGAAGAGAGUGACUGGACUGACGAGAGCGACAAAAUUGACGAAAUUGAUCACAUAUGGGAAUGUUUCAGUACUUGGCUGCAGUCAGAUGAUAAAUUGUUCUGGAUCCGAGGAAAGCCAGGAUCUGGCAAAAGCACGUUAAUCAAGUUCGUCAUCAACAAUAACAACACAAAGCGUUUACUUGGCUCUUGGCACCCAAAUACUAGAGUUCUUUCGCAUUUCUUCUGGAAGAUCGGAAGUGAACCUCAGAACAGCAUCAGAGGUCUGUUAUGUUCCUUGCUUUACAACCUUCUAUUGGAAGACGACGAUGCCAUCGAUCAAGUAUUGGGGGAAUUCAAGUUUUCCGAAUCGAAAGACUUUUACAAGGAGUGGUCAUCUCAAGAAGCGGAGAAAAUCCUCCGGUAUCUGUUGGGUUCUUCGGCUCGCCCAACCUGCAUUUUUGUCGAUGGUCUUGACGAGAUAUCAGACAAGGACGGAUAUCAGAAACUCCUUGGAGUCGUUCAAAGACUUACGAGAUGUCAGGGAGUAAAGGUCUGUGUAUCAAGCAGACCCGAGACAGAGUUAGUCAAACGGCUUGAAAACAUGCAAGUGAAGAACCUGCGACUGGACGACCUUACCAAGCCCGAGAUGGCCGUCUUUUUACAGAAAGAAUUCGAGAAAUUGCGAAAAGAACAGUCCGCUGACUUGCCACUGAAGCAAUUCAAAAAGAAACUUUUAAGAAAAGCACAAGGGGUCUUCCUCUGGCUUUAUCUUGCUACGAAAAGUGUCAUGCAUGGAAUUAUGAACGGCGAUGAUCAUGAAACCCUUUCUAAAAGACUUGACGAACUCCCGGAAGAGCUUGAGUCUCUUUAUCAGAAAAUGUGGGAGAGGCUGAAUGGGGACAAUCGAGUUUACCGACAGACCGCAUCUCGUUACUUCCGCUUCGCCAUAGCCGAUGGUUGGGAUAUAACCCUAAGGACGAAAGAAGACGAAUAUAUCCACCGCAUGCAUGAGCCCAAUUUAGUCCAACUAUCACUGGCAGUAAAAGCCGAAGACGGGUUAAUCUUCCCACCUAAAGCAAAUGAGAUGAAACUGUCCGAGCUGGAUACCCUUUGUGCUGCUACAGAAAUAGAUAUCCAAAUCCGAUGCGCUGGUAUGCUACAAGUUGGUCAGCCCUAUGCCAGUAAAGUCGAUUUUCCUGAUGCGCUGAAUCCACUUAUGCGACCAGUCCGGUUCAUUCACCGCACAGGUCACGAUUUCCUGGUUGAUACAGAACAUGGUCAAUCGAUUUUGAAUCACAGGUCAAUUGAGCCAACAUUGGUGGACGAACAUCUAAAACUGCUCAAAUGCCGGCUCAAUCUGGCCAACACGUACUACCGCGAGCUGGAAAUUGUGUCCAUUUCUCAACACGCUAUUUCUGACUGUAAUCAACUGAAAACAAAGGGAGCGAAUACACAUGCCAUAUUGGCAAUAAUUGGAACUAUGAAAGACCUUUAUGAAGAUGGUGCUCUGGAUUAUCGCAUUGGGAUGUGGAAACCUCAACUAUCUUUUCCAUGUGUCGCAGCAGCUUAUUUUGACAGCUUCGACGAUUUCAUUAUUUCUUCUUUUAUGCCGACUCCCUCACCGGAGCUCGCUACCAAAAGCCUUCACGAGCUGGCACUUGCAAGUCAAUACUCCAUAAUGUCCAAAACAUCAGCCAGGAUAAUCCGAGGCAUGAUUGAACUUGGAGGAGAUGCACAUGUUGCCAAAAGGUCCAAGCUGUCAUUUGAGUUUGCGGGGCGCGAAAUGUUUACAGCCCAACACACCACAGCCUUCGAGUCGUUUCUUUGUGGUGCAUUAAACCCGACAACCUAUUAUGAGAGAAGGAACUUUCUUAACGUGACCGAGAUUCUUCUACAGACCUGCCCAGACUUACACAGAAGGGUCAUGGUAUUCUUAUCAGAGGUUGGUUUCUUGCGGCCUUAUCGACUUCAAGAGUGUGCAUGGGUCGCCAUGGAGGUCGAUCUACAGUUUCUCAUAAACCGGCUACUGGCCAAUACCGACUCAGAGAGCAUCCCAACUCAGUCAUAUCAUAGAAUUCGCGGACUUGCAGCUUCUUUCACCAGACCCUAUGCACGUGUUCGAAAUAUCGUGCUCCAUCGGAAAAAAGACCCCCGGACUCGCUGUUAUCGUAUUGUCAACCAGGAACCAUACCUAGACGUCAUAAACAGUCUUGGGAAUCGUGAAAAGAGCCGCGAAGCAAUCAAAGCCCAUAUAGGCACCCUGGACUCCAUGGAUGAUCCCAUUGAUAGGUCUACCCAUUCAGCGUCUAGUUUUCCAUCGGAUUGUCCUGAGGAGGUGUCUAUUGAGAAAGAGAUGGAUAUUCUGGUACAAGAGGGUAUAGGGCUAUACAGAGAGUUGGAUGUAAAUUUUCCUUAA
Molecule: messenger RNA, 3249 nt
Organism: Fusarium verticillioides 7600
Lineage: Eukaryota; Fungi; Ascomycota; Sordariomycetes; Hypocreales; Nectriaceae
Exons: 2
Coding region: 1-3249 (1082 amino acids)
Source: RefSeq, a predicted model, not a curated record